AUGGUGAUCUCUUAUUUUAAGGAGCAGUGUAACUUCAAGGUCGAUUAUGCGCCCGCCAAGGUUAAAAAAUGGAGAUCUUCAAGAACGGGACUUCAAGUUACCUUGAUUGACCAAGCUUCACCUGUUGUGAACGGUUAUUUUGCUGUUGCUACCGAGAUAUUAAAUGACAGUGGAUGUCCACAUACUCUUGAGCACUUAAUUUUUAUGGGUUCAAAGAAGUACCCAUACAAGGGGUUGUUGGAUAUAUUAGGUAAUUUGGCUUUUAGUUCCACAAAUGCAUGGACCGCCACGGAUCAGACUGUUUAUACUUUAUCAACUGCAGGUUGGGAAGGCUUUAAAAUGCUUUUACCUGUUUAUCUGGAUCAUCUUUUCAAUCCUUCAAUCACCGAUGAGGCUUGUUAUACAGAAGUUUAUCAUGUUGAUGGCGAAGGAAAGGAAAAGGGUGUUGUUUAUUCGGAAAUGCAAGGUAUUGAGAAUCAAUCCUGGUUUAUUCAAAACUUAGAGUCACAGAGGACUUUAUAUAAGAAUUCCGGCUACAAGUCUGAAACGGGUGGCUUAACCAAAAAUUUACGUACCCUAGAUGCUGAAACUAUCAGAAAAUAUCAUGCUGAUAAUUACAGACCCGAUAAUCUCUGUAUUAUUAUAUCGGGAUCUGUUAAUGAAGAUGAAUUGAUGAAAUUAAUGACAGACUUUGAUUCGGAGCUUGAUAGUCUUCCUGAAACACCUAACAAAAGACCAUUUGUUGAUACUCCAAUUGAUUUACCGUUGAGUGAAACAAUUACUAAGAACGUUCUGUUUCCAGAUAAGGAUGAAUCCUCUGGAAAUAUCAUGAUGUCAUGGAUUGGACCAGACUCAAGGAAUACUGUCUUGGACCAGGCAAUCGACAUUUUGGGUAAGUAUUUAACUUCCUCGUCUGUUUCCUUAUUUAGCCAAAAUUUCAUCGAAGUCGACGAUCCCUGGGCGACGGACACAGGAUUUUACACAGAGAGUUACAUUUUAUCUGGAAUGGUAUUGAGUUUUGACAAUGUUCCUACUGAAAAGUUGUCGACUUUCCCACAGAAGGUCCUGGAUCUUAUGAGAGAACAUUGUGAUGUCUCUAAAUUUGAUAUCAUCCGUUUGAGAGAUUUGGUUGAGCAAACGAUGUGGAAAUAUGUGCACAAAUCCGAAAAGAGUCCUGAAACUCUUGCGUAUAUUGCCAUUUAUGAGUUUGAAUAUGGCAAGGAUAGCGGUAAAGAUCUUGAAAAUUAUUCCAAGACAUUAGAUGAAUUCAAAGAGCUUUUAGAGUGGGACGUUGCAAAGUGGGUCGAUGUUUUUAGAAAAUACUACGUCGAUAACCAUUGUGCCAUUAUAAUAGCAACCCCUUCAAAAGAACUCUAUAAUAAAAAUAAAAUAGACAAUGAGAAAUUGUUAAACGAGAGGAAACAGACACUUGGACUUGAAGGCUUGAAAGAAUUAGAAAAAAAAUUAGAAAAAGCACAAGAGGUCAACAAUAAAGAGAUCCCUGCCCAAAUUCUAUCGUCUUUUGGAAGACCAAACCCCUCAAGCAUCGCAUUCAAUAAAACAGAAUCAAUUACUGUAGGAUCCACUAAGGAUACCAUCAAUGGCACUUCCGAUUCUCUUAAAAAAAUCAUCCAGGAUACACCCGAUAAUUUCUCAAUCUUUGCACAUUAUGAAAACUAUGAAUCAAAUUUUGCAACUAUCCAUCUCCUAUUCUCCUCUUUUGAAAUAGAUGAAAAACAUUUGCCAUUGUUGAGAAUCUUUGAAAAUUUGACUACUUUACCUGUAGUUGAAUCCAAUGGUGAAAUAACUCCUUAUGAAGAGGUAGUGAAGCAAGUCAAGAGAGACACAAUAAGUUGCUAUUUUGGAAACUCUUUCAAUGGUAAGUUUGAAGAAUUUAUGGAUUUCUCGAUAACUGUUAAGAACGAAAACUACAGUAAAGCGAUCGAAUGGUAUAAAAAGCUACUUUUUCAAACAAAAUUCACUCAAGAACGUGUGACAGUCAUACUUAAAAAAUUAAUCAAGUCAUUACCUGAGCUUAAGAGAUCGGGUUCUUACAUGUUGAGGUACCUCUACAACAAACACUGCUACACAACAAGGUCUCUUCUGAGGUCGAGUGAGAUUAUUACAAAUGAGCAGUACCUAAAGGAUACUCUCCAGAAAAUUGAAGCAGGUAAUUUCAAAGAGAUCGAAAACCAAUUAGAUGAGAUUAGGUCUAAGUUAUUUGACAACAAAAAUAUCAAGCUGGUGGUUUUUGGUGAUGUCAACAAGAUUGAAAAUCCUGUAUCUUCGUGGGCUGGUUUUGUUGGUGAUACUUCAGCUGAUAAGAUUACAGAACUUCCAUAUCAAUAUAAAACUUUAUCGGACGUUGGUGAGAAGAAAUCCAAGAAAUGCUUCAUCAUUACCACUCCUGGCUCUGAAUCAAGUUAUUUAGAUCUUGCUACCCAUACUACUGUAUUUGAUUUCACCUCAGAUGACUCUUUCAAGAUACUGCUUGGCUCUGAAUACUUGCAAUGUGUCGAAGGCCCAUUUUGGCGUGGUAUUAGAGGUGCAGGAUUGGCUUAUGGUGCAAAUUGUUACAACAGGGCAACUAUUGGUGAGUUGGGAUUUAGUAUCUAUAGAGGUGCAGAUGUGGAAAAAUCAUAUUCGGUUGCUAAAGAUAUUGUUGAAAAUCACGCAAAUGGAAAGGUUGCAAUUGAUGAGAGUCUACUCAACGGUGCUGUCAGUAGUAUUGUGAACCGAUUAGCCGAAACUCAAUCAAAUUACUCUCAAACGGCUACAGAAGAAUUUUACAGCAAUAUUCUACUCAAGAGAGGGCCAGACUAUAAGAAGAAAUUAAUGACUGCUCUCUCACUAAUUACUAAGGAAGACUUGAUUGAUAUCUUUAAAAGGUACUUUGUGAAUAUGUUUAAUCCUGACACAAGUUUAUGCUUUAUCAGUUGCAAUCCUACUAAAUCUGAAAAUAUAGCUACCUUUUUUGGCAAUCUUGGAUAUGAAAUUGAAGUUGAACACGUUUCCGUUGAGAAUGAUGACAUUGAUGGUGAUGAGAGCACUGAUUAUGGCUCUGAAGAUGAUUCUGAAAGUGGCUCUGAGAGUGACUCUGAAGGUGAAUCAGAAGGUGAGGACGAAUGA
Molecule: messenger RNA, 3129 nt
Organism: Pichia kudriavzevii
Lineage: Eukaryota; Fungi; Ascomycota; Pichiomycetes; Pichiales; Pichiaceae
Exons: 1
Coding region: 1-3129 (1042 amino acids)
Molecular function (GO): metal ion binding
Source: RefSeq, a predicted model, not a curated record